AAGAAGAAAGAUGCAGAUUUGUCUGUUGCUCAGGGUCGUAUUAAGGAUCUUGAAGUGCUGUUCCAUAGAAGUGAAGCAGAACUCAAUACUGUCCUGAAUGAGAAACGCAGUCUAGAAGCAGAGGUGGCAGAUUUGCGUGCCCAGCUUGCUAAGGCUGAAGAUGGUCAUGCUGUAGCUAAGAAGCAGUUGGAGAAGGAGACACUCAUGCGUGUGGACCUGGAGAAUCGGUGCCAGAGCUUGCAAGAGGAUCUGGAUUUCAGGAAGAAUGUGUUUGAGGAGGAAAUAAGGGAAACAAGAAAACGACAUGAACACCGUCUGGUGGAGGUGGACACUAGUCGCCAACAGGAGUAUGAAUCUAAAAUGACUCAGGCCCUGGAGGAUCUGCGAAAUCAACAUGAUGAACAAGUCAAACUGUACAAAAUGGAGCUUGAGCAGACCUAUCAGGCUAAGCUGGAGAAUGCCAAACUGUCCUCUGACCAAAAUGACAAAGCUGCUGGUGCAGCUCGAGAGGAGUUGAAGGAGGCUCACAUGAGAAUAGAAGCUCUCAGCUACCAGCUUUCUGGCCUUCAGAAGCAGGCUAGUGCAGCAGAAGAUCGCAUUCGUGAAUUGGAGGAAAUGAUGGCUGGUGAGCGGGAAAAGUUUAGGAAGAUGCUAGACGCAAAGGAGAGGGAAAUGACAGAAAUGAGGGACCAGAUGCAGCAGCAGCUUACAGAGUACCAGGAACUGCUUGAUGUUAAAUUAGCCCUGGACAUGGAGAUUAGUGCUUACCGAAAACUCCUGGAAGGAGAAGAGGAAAGGCUGAAGCUCUCUCCGAGUCCCUCCUCCCGUGUAACAGUCUCUCGGGCCACCUCCAGCAGCAGCAGUAGCAGUACUUCACUUGUUCGCUCUUUCCGAGGCAAGAGAAAACGUAUUGAAGCAGAGGAGCUUUCAGGCAGUGGAACAAGUGGAAUUGGCACUGGAAGUAUUAGCGGCAGCAGUAGUAGCAGUAGCUUCCAAAUGUCCCAGCAAGCUUCAGCUACAGGAAAUAUCAGCAUAGAAGAGAUAGACCUGGAGGGCAAAUACGUUCAACUGAAGAACAACUCAGAGAAGGAUCAGUCUUUGGGUAACUGGAGACUGAAAAGGCAAAUUGGAGAUGGAGAAGAAAUUGCUUACAAAUUUACUCCUAAGUAUGUCCUCAGAGCUGGGCAGACUGUUACAAUUUGGGGUGCAGAUGCAGGCGUAUCUCACAGCCCCCCUUCUGUUCUUGUGUGGAAGAAUCAAGGCAGCUGGGGCACCGGAGGAAAUAUCCGCACAUACCUCGUAAACUCUGAAGGAGAGGAAGUUGCAGUGAGAAGUGUUACUAAAUCAGUAGUCAUGCGAGAGAACGAAGAGGAAGAGGAUGAAGCAGAGUUUGGAGAGGAAGACCUUUUCAACCAACAGGGGGAUCCCAGAACAACCUCUAGAGGAUGCUCAGUAAUGUGAAGAAAGAAAAACAGAAACUAUUAUUUGCUAACUUUUUUCAUCUAUUUCCUUUUAUUUUUGCUAUUUUUUUCCCUCCAGAGCCACUGAAAACUAUUUUUAUAUGCAUUGUCUGAUUUCUUUGAAGUUUACUCCUUGGUACAGUUUUAUAAAAAAUUUCAA
Phaethon lepturus (White-tailed tropicbird) is the source of this 1620-nucleotide messenger RNA. It is a transcript of the gene LMNB2, whose product is annotated as lamin B2. Bases 205 to 1461 code for a protein of 418 amino acids. The record is from RefSeq and is a predicted model, not a curated record. The transcript has 10 exons. NCBI's taxonomy places the organism in Eukaryota, Metazoa, Chordata, Aves, Phaethontiformes, Phaethontidae.